This is a messenger RNA of Lasiosphaeria miniovina, 285 nucleotides long. RefSeq lists its product as uncharacterized. The annotation marks the transcript as partial. The transcript is spliced from 2 exons. The record is from RefSeq and is a predicted model, not a curated record. Lineage: Eukaryota; Fungi; Ascomycota; Sordariomycetes; Sordariales; Lasiosphaeriaceae.
AUGGUUUCUAUGAGGCAGAGCAACAUCGAAAGAAGACGCGCAAGGGAUGAAUGCCGUGAAAAGCUCUCAAAACACAUUCACCAAAGACUAGGCAUUAAGGUAAAAGCCGCAGAUGUUCGCCUUAACCCCCGCCCAAAUGAUCCAUAUGCUUGGAGAAUUCUGCCGGGUGAGGAGCAUUCUCUUUCCAGGGUGUUCGUCAAGAAUUUAAGCGACCAUUUCAUUGGUACUUUCCGACUGCUAUGUAGGGAAAUUGGAAUGACCUUUGAGGCCGUGCUUUCAAGCACA